This is a messenger RNA of Cylas formicarius (sweet potato weevil), 2159 nucleotides long. RefSeq names its product E3 ubiquitin-protein ligase synoviolin B (gene sip3). The transcript has 11 exons. The coding region runs from base 122 to 1963 and encodes 613 amino acids. The record is from RefSeq and is a predicted model, not a curated record. Lineage: Eukaryota; Metazoa; Arthropoda; Insecta; Coleoptera; Brentidae. Gene Ontology annotation, cellular component: cytoplasm.
GACUGCAACAUUUGACAAUUGCCAAAGAAAAAAACAAGAGGCAUAAGAAAGAUAAACACACGUAUGUUUGGAUAAAAUAUCUCAUGUUUCGUACAUAAAAAAAUCGUGCUGAUAUUCCAUCAUGAGGUUCUUAGGUAUAUCUUGUGUUAGUUUUGUCUUGACAUCGAUAGUAAUUGCAAAUGCGUACUAUCAAAAAAAACAAUUUUACCCUUCUGUUGUAUAUAUUACAAAAUCAAAUCCUAGUAUGGCUGUAAUUUAUAUACAAGCAUUUAUUGGGGUAUGGAUUAUUGGUAAACUGAUGCGAAAAAUAUUUUUCGGUCAGCUUCGGACAACAGAAUUUGAACAUUUAAUGGAACGGUCAUGGUAUGCGAUAACAGAAACAUGCUUGGCAUUCACAGUGUUUAGAGAUGAUUUCAAUCCAAAGUUUGUAGCACUAUUUACCCUCCUACUGUUUCUCAAAUCAUUUCAUUGGUUAGCUGAAGACAGAGUUGAUUAUAUGGAAAGAAGUCCUGUUAUAAGUUGGCUAUUCCAUAUUAGAGUUCUCAGCCUUUUAGUACUCUUGGGUGCUCUGGAUUUAAACUUUAUUUCACAUGCUUAUCAAUCAACUGUGAUAAAAGGAGCAUCAGUACAAUUGGUCUUUGGAUUUGAAUAUGCUGUGCUCAUAACAGUUGUGAUUAAUAUUACUAUCAAGUAUUUAUUGCAUUCUGUUGAUUUGAGUAGUGAAAUUCCAUGGGAUAACAAGGCAGUGUUUUUACUUUAUACUGAAUUGGUAAUGGGUCUAAUUAAAGUUAUUUUGUACAUGGCCUUUGUGGGUAUAAUGGUAAAAAUUUACACAUUGCCUCUAUUUGCAUUUAGACCCAUGUAUUACACUAUAAGAAAUUUCAAAAAGGCAUUCAGCGAUGUUAUACUCUCUAGAAGAGCAAUACAUAACAUGAACACUCUUUAUCCUGAUGCAACUCCUGAAGAAUUACAAGCUGCUGAUAAUGUUUGUAUAAUAUGCAGAGAGGAAAUGAUAUCUGCCUCCAAAAAAUUGCCUUGCAACCACAUAUUCCACACCUCAUGUUUGAGGUCCUGGUUUCAACGGCAACAAACUUGUCCAACAUGCAGAUUAAACAUACUUCGUACUCCACCUACUUCGACAACUAAUAAUAAUAACCCUAGAGCUCAGGCCCAGGAUCCUCGAGCACCUGCAGCGCCAAACCUAGGUCCCAAUCAAUUUUUCAACUUCUUCGCUGGGCCUAAUCCAUUUCAAGGUUUUAAUCAACCUGCAGCAAAUGUAGGUAUGCAACAGGAAGGUCAAGGGGCAGGAGCACCACAUACCCAGAGGGCGCCAGCACAUGAUGCUGGGUCUAAUGGGGAACAAACUCAGUCUCCACCGUUUGUGCCACCGCCAUUUGCAUUCCCUCCGUUUCCAUUUAUGCCUUUUAUGGCCCCACCUCCUGUUCCCCCUGCUAACCUUAGUACCUUAUCUCCAGAGGAACUUAGACUUAUGGAAGGCAAUGAACGAGAUAAUGUUGAAGCGCGACUUCAGUGUCUGAGAAACAUCCAGACAUUGUUGGAUGCGGCUGUGGUCAUGAUGCAACAAUAUAGCGCUGCUGCGGCUGUGUCAGCUGCUGCUCCUGCUGGAUAUCAGACGACAGCGUCUCCGCCGCCGCAAAGAAAUAGCACGGCACCAAGUACUAGUAACUUGAGUAAUGGUCCGACAAGUGCUGAAAAUGUGACAGCUUCUAGUGCCACAUCAGCAGGACCAAGUAAAUUCAGUGUCUUGAAAUCCACCAGCUCAGAGAAAGUUUCUCAAAAAAGCUCAACUUUAACAAGUGAAGCUAAUGGAAUUAGUGAGAGUGUCGCCGAAUCUAGUACCUCACCGGAAAACAGGGCACAUAGAACUUUAUCCUCCGAAGAAGAAGUUAGAAAACGAAGGUUACAAAAAUUUCUUCAUCAAGAACAGCAACAGCAGAAUUAGUAUAAAGAAUUGUGGUUAACGCUGAGUUUUUAUCUGCAGUAAAUGAUUUGACUGGAUAUUUUGUUGUAUGUUAUUUAUUACCUAUAUUUUAUAAUUUUGUAAGGAACUGCAGUGUUAAUAUGAGGCUGAGAUGUAUAGUAAUGAAAUGUUUGUUAAGGUAACAAUAAUAAAUAAUGCCCCAUGUCCGUUAUUUAUU